This is a messenger RNA of Acaulospora colombiana, 656 nucleotides long. The record is from the annotation of a GenBank genome assembly. NCBI's taxonomy places the organism in Eukaryota, Fungi, Glomeromycota, Glomeromycetes, Diversisporales, Acaulosporaceae.
GGGGAAAUCAAGCUACAUCUUCUGCCUACUACCAAGCUGGCCGAACUACGACUUCUGGCGUUGAUCCAUCUUUGGCCCACCUCGGCCGACUGGAGCAAGGGAUCGCCCAGUUCUUCAAGGCAAACCCCUCCCCUCCUGAUGGAUAUCAUGUUAAGCAAAUCAUCAAGGCAGUCAAAGAACUUGUGGCCGAACAAUGUCGGAUUACGGGAGACGCAGAAGGACAAUACGGCUAUCGAUGCAUUGACUACGGAGGGCGUCCUUUACUCUACCUUGGACGAGCAGCAUUACGCAUUGUGCACCUAAAACAUCGAGUCGAGAUACAUAAAUCUCUCACAAAAGACCAUACAUAUGAUUGUACCUGUAGUCAUAGAAGUACUUCCUCAAUGUGGUGCGUGCACACUGAGCCUGGCAGCGCCAAACGACCGAUACGAAUGGAUGAUAGGGCGAUUGCAGAUUAUAAAUGGGGAGUAGAAAGGCUUCGACAACUUCUGGAUCAGAACGAUUUCGAGGACGUUAUCACCACAAAGCUGAAUUCUGAAGGUGAUUUCGGUCUGAAAUUUAAAUGGAAGAGACAUCUCAACGGUCGGGGACAUCAUAUACUCAACACGAGGGUCCCAGGUAGGGAGGUGAACAAGGAAGGCUGGGAUAUAGAUUGG